CAUAAUAACGACCAUCUGCUUUGAUUUCAACAGCCCCUUGUCGUCUAAGGACGCUCUCCCCCAACUCUGUCUCGUCGCUUUGGCGUCGACCCCUCUCCGCUCUUUUUUGUCCCUCCCCACCGUCUCACACGACACUCUAGGCCGUCAAGAUGUUGUACUUGACGUCCGAUAACUUUCCAAUAUUCCUACCAUUUGGAGUUAUCGGAUUUUACCGUUACUUAUGGUACCUCAUUCGUGUUACAGCCUCGUUUACUUAUCGCCCAGUCCCACUACCGGAAAAUCCCACUUACAUCGCAUCAGAAGAUGUCACCAUCAUUGUCCCUACCAUCGACGCAGGAGAAGAAUUCAAGGAGGCAGCGCACAGCUGGCUCGUCGGAAAGCCGAAGGAAAUUCUUAUCAUCACCGAGGAGAAAAUGCUUGGGCCUCUUCAAGAGCUUGCCAAUGCCGUAGACCCAGAGCGCAUCCGCGUCCUCACCGUUCCAUUCGCGAACAAGAGGCUGCAGAUGUCUCAUGGCAUCAAGAAUACAUCAACUGAUAUUAUUUUUUUUGCUGAUGAUGAUGCCAUCUGGCCGCCAACUCUGCUUCCAUAUGUCCUCGCUUGCUUUGAAGACCAGAAGGUCGGAGGUGUAGGAACCUCUCAGCGUGUCCAACCCUGUGGUAAACGCAUGACCGUCUGGGAGGUCUUGGCCGCUUUCCGUCUCACAAUUCGAAAUAUCGAAAUAUCUUCAUCUACGCAUAUAGAUGGAGGUAUUCCGUGUUUGUCCGGUCGCACUGCCGCCUACCGUACAGUUAUCCUUAAGGAUCCUGAGUUUUUACACGGCUUCACUCACGACUACUGGCUCGGCAAAUACCAUUUGAAUUCUGGUGAUGACAAAUUCUUGACGAGGUGGAUGGUUAGCCACGGUUGGAGUACUUACGUCCAAUGUUGCAAGGAAGCCGAACUACUCAGUACGAUGAAGCCUGAUUGGCGGUUCCUGAAGCAAGUGCUACGGUGGACGAGAAAUACGUGGCGGUCUGAUCUUCGCUCACUUUUCAUGGAAAGGCACAUCUGGACAACGCAUCCAUACGUUGCCUACACCAUGGUGGACAAGCUCUUUAACCCCUUUACGCUUCUUGUCGGUCCUUGUCUUGUGGCAAUCUUGAUAUCCAAGAGUACUAUUCCGAUAUUGGAAGGCGGCUAUCAUUUACCAUGGUGGAAUAUCGUAUGCAGUUACAUCGUAUGGUUGAUGGCAACACGUACGGCAAAGCUGCUACCUCAUCUAUGGUACCAACCAGAGCACAUUAUAUAUGUGCCUGCUUUCAUCGCGUUCGGUUACUACUUCGCGAUCAUGAAGGUUUAUGCUCUAUUAACAUUACACGAGACUGGGUGGGGCACUCGUGCGGGAAUUGGCGAUCCCACUGCUGCUACCAACGCUGCCAGCGCGUCUGACGAGAAACCCUAUCUCGACAGUCCACAACCGCAGCAAUAUCAACAGCCUCCGAUCGAGAUGCAGGUGUACACGAACUGAAAAGUACCUGCACCAUCAGCAACAAUAGAAAUGCCCACGACGUGCCCUCACCUACUACUCCAUCCCAUAAUUCACACGCACCAGUCUUGCAUAAAGUAUUUACAAGCAAUAUAAGUCCAUCUCCCUGCACAAUCUCCGUCUGCUACGAUCUACCUACUUCUCGCUGAAGUAUACCUGCUGCUCUCGUGCCUCCGUCGUCAUUGCCAGGAGUUUAGCCUCACUUUAUCGUCUACGGUCUCCUCCAGAGAAGAAGUCUAUCGACCUUUUAUCUUGAUGCGAACCGUCGCUUUCUCUGUGCUGCCUACACUUUUGUUUCGUCUUACAUUCUCGUACGGGACUUUUUUUUUUCUUCCUCUUUGGUCUACUGCGACUUUUUGUCUUCAUACUCGAUGCUUUUGCGUUAUCCUUUUCUUUAUCUUACACGGACUUUUUUUGUCUACUCGCAACAUGUCCCAGGGCUCGCUUUUUUAUCUGUGCUCGUGGUGUUGACUACGUGCGGGGAUUUCUUGGAGUGCCUAGCAUUUGCAUAAUUGUCGACGGAGCGGGGGUGCACUUGUAUAUUUUUGCUUGACAUGCCAUCUGCAUUUGCAUUACCGUAUUUCCUCGUGCCCCAGCUUCAGGAACUCGACAAUUUCUUUUAUCCUCGAUAGGAGAGGUGACGAUGAAAAUACAAUGGCGGUCUAUGCUU
Serpula lacrymans var. lacrymans S7.9 is the source of this 2196-nucleotide messenger RNA. Its product is annotated as glycosyltransferase family 2 protein. The coding region runs from base 150 to 1508 and encodes 452 amino acids. The record is from RefSeq and is a predicted model, not a curated record. Lineage: Eukaryota; Fungi; Basidiomycota; Agaricomycetes; Boletales; Serpulaceae. The transcript is spliced from 6 exons.